CUCGCCUUGUUCCCUUAUCGCACCAUUUUACACGGAGGCCCCUCGGCCCGCUUCGUAUUUACAUACCUGCCACCCGCCCUUCCCCCUCCCCGCCGCCGCCGCCGCCGGGGGAUGGGAGGAGCGCACUUCCCCGGCGACGAGGACGUCGCCCGCGACGUGGCCGGCGACGGGGACGUCGGUCGCCGCGACGUGGGCAGGAUGGAGCACGGGUGCGAGCAUUACCGGCGGAGGUGCAAGAUCGUGGCGCCGUGCUGCAGCCAGGUGUUCCCCUGCCGCCAUUGCCACAACGAGGCCACGGCUUCGGGAGAUCGGCAUACAAUAUGUCGCCAGGAUGUUGAAAAAGUAGUAUGUCUACUCUGUGAUACUGAACAGCCGGUGGCACAAGUGUGUGUAAGCUGUGGAGUCAAUAUGGGCGAGUACUUCUGUGAUAUAUGCAAGUUUUAUGACGAUGAUACAGAGAAAGGGCAGUACCAUUGCUAUGAUUGUGGCAUAUGCAGGGUUGGUGGCAAGGAUAACUUCUUCCACUGUGUCAAGUGUGGGUCUUGCUAUUCUGUUUUACUGCAAGAUAACCAUCAGUGUGUGGAGAACUCAAUGAGACAGAACUGCCCAAUCUGUUAUGAGUAUUUAUUUGAUUCGUUACAAGGAACAAGAGUUCUUAACUGUGGACACACGAUGCACAUGGAAUGUUUUUCUGAUAUGGUGCAGCAUAACAAAUACACUUGUCCAAUAUGCUCUAAGACAGCUGUUAACAUGACCCGUCACUGGGAAGCGUUGGAUCAAGAGAUUGAAGCAACAAUCAUGCCUCCUGUAUAUCGUUACAAGAUUUGGGUGCUUUGCAAUGACUGCAACAAAGUCUCGGAAGUGAACUUUCACGUGAUUGGGCACAAGUGCAGCCACUGCAACUCGUACAAUACUCGAUCUACAUCGCGGCCUGCAGAUUCAUCAGGAAGCAGUUCACCGACAACAGACUCUUCCGACAACAUGUAGAGAAUUCUUCGUGUCGGUGUACACCUGGUCUUCAAAACCAAUGCCAGAACCAUACAGUAGAAGAAGGAAUAUUCUUUUGCGGCGUGCCUUUCAACUGUUGACUCCUAGACAUCAAGCAUAAUCAUUUUGUGAGGAUUCAAUUCAUUCCUUGAAUCUUUGUAUGUUGGAACUUUCAGCUACCGCAUUACUGCCGCUAUCUAGACGAACAUCAUUGCCGUCUCUCGAGUCUUGAUUGCAGCUGUGACUGUAGCACAUGUUGUUGAGGAUUUGAAUCUCGAUACUGUAAUCCAUGGAAGAACAUGGGUAUACCUGACUGUUGGUUGGCGUGUGCUUGUGCUCAACUGUUUCUGACUUGCCUUCCAGUCCAGUGAGGCCAGAAUGAUGUUUCUGCUUUUUA
This is a messenger RNA of Phragmites australis (common reed), 1384 nucleotides long. RefSeq names its product E3 ubiquitin-protein ligase MIEL1-like. Gene Ontology annotation, biological process: protein ubiquitination; ubiquitin-dependent protein catabolic process. The coding region runs from base 112 to 987 and encodes 291 amino acids. The record is from RefSeq and is a predicted model, not a curated record. Gene Ontology annotation, cellular component: nucleus. NCBI's taxonomy places the organism in Eukaryota, Viridiplantae, Streptophyta, Magnoliopsida, Poales, Poaceae. The transcript is spliced from 12 exons. Gene Ontology annotation, molecular function: ubiquitin protein ligase activity; zinc ion binding.